GCAUUAUAGAAAUGUAUAGUGUGUAUUUAUUGUGUGUUUUGUUUGUGUGUGAAGCUGUUUGUAUGUAUAGUUCGAAAGUUCUGGAAGGAUAUCCUGCUGGGUAUUUGGCUGAUUGUCCUGGCACAGAGACACCACCGUACAUAUCUCCAACAGAUCUGAAACAGCUCACCAUAUACGUGCAAGGGAAGCCAUCCAUACUUUGGCCGAAAACCAAAUACAAUUACUAUCAAAUGAAGGAAAUGGCUAAGGACCCCUGGAUAGACUGGAGGAAACCCACCAUGAUGUAUGUUGGAGGGUUUUUGGACAGUCCGCAGUAUCCCUUUGCCCUCUCCAUUGGGGUGGUGUACAAGAAAUUGGGAUACAAUGUGUUUCUACUCGAUACAAAUCCGUUUACUACAUUUGCUUAUGCUGUAGCCGCAAACAACAUACGGACAAUAGGAAAACACGUCGCAGAAAUGCUAGUCACCCUCACAAAGUACGGCUUAAAUCCCAAAAAACUGGAACUUGUAGGACUCAGCCUAGGAGGGCAUACCAUGAGCUUCAUAGCUAAACACUAUAAACAGCAAACAGGAACAAAAAUAUCUAGACUAACAGGCUUAGAUCCAUCUGGUCCUUGCUUUCGGAACUUAGGACCAAAUGAUAGAUUAGAUGAAAGUGAUGCGGACUUCGUAGAUGUGAUUGAUACGAACAUUGAUGGCUAUGGAAUGGCGGCCCCAGUCGGCCAUGUUAAUUUUUACGUCAACGGCGGCGAGUUCCAACCUGGAGAUAUUUUUUGGGCACCCUGUGACGUCAUCUGCAGCCAUAUUAGGGCUUUCACAAUCUGGAUUGCGGCUUUACUAAACCCUAAUAGUUUUAUUGCUAUGAAAUGUGAUUCCGUUCAGGAGGCAAGGAAUAAGGAUUGCUUUGAUAAAAAUCCUCCUGUAACAAAUAUUGUGGGGUUGAACACUGAUAAAAAUGUUCAUGGUAUUUUCUAUUUGGCUACGUCUAAUAAUUUUCCGUAUUUUAUGGGCUUAAAGGGAUUGAAAAAGGAAUUCGAAUUUUUUGAUUCGAAAUUGAAUUUGAGUAAGAGAACUAGUUUGUCAUAUUUUUAGUUAUUUAGUUUUUUUAAGAAAAUAUACAAUUCGCUUGAAUU
Spodoptera frugiperda (fall armyworm) is the source of this 1132-nucleotide messenger RNA. RefSeq names its product lipase member I-like. The coding region runs from base 12 to 1091 and encodes 359 amino acids. NCBI's taxonomy places the organism in Eukaryota, Metazoa, Arthropoda, Insecta, Lepidoptera, Noctuidae. The record is from RefSeq and is a predicted model, not a curated record. Gene Ontology annotation, molecular function: lipase activity. The transcript is spliced from 3 exons.